AUGAACACCUCUGCUGACGAUUUAUCCAACCCAAAGGAACAAGCGGAGGAUGGCUUCCAGUCAACAAAUCCGUGGCAAGCGGCCUUCGAUCGCUUAUCAGACGAGGACCAGCGUGUUUUGAUGCCGGAACGUUCCACCGAUGCGACCGGCGAAGACCAUCAGGCGUCCUCCGUCAUGACAGGUGCUCUAAAUGAGGUUAUCAAUACGGUGAAAACUCAGCAUGAGAUUCGAAUGCUGAAAAAUGAUAACUCGCUGCAGGUAGGGGCUCGGCGGAUAAUCAAUCCUGCGUUGGCUGCCCAAGAGAGUGUUUCGGCACUGGUAGCCUGUGACCCGACUGGACAUGCAUCAAGUGCCUGGACUGUGAUAUCUGUUGGAUUGAAGAUCACACAGAACUAUCGCGAUCGGCAAAAUGGGUGGUUUCAAUCCGCGGCGUUCCUCUCUGAAACCCUCGCUCGUAUGACAUUGACUGAGGCACGAUACUUCAAGGAUGCCCAUUCCGAGACAAAAGAAGUCAUGAUCAAUGCUUUGAUCGAGACAUAUGUGGAGAUCUUGCAUUACUCAGCUGAGAUUCUUGAUACGAUAACCAACAUGACAUCAAUCCCUCUUGAGACCAUUGAAUCAUCUGUCAGGAGUAAAUAUGCCAUCUUAAAGGAGUGGAUCGACAUUGAAAAGGACCUCAAUCAUGACGAUAAAAUAGAUAGUAUACUCGCUGGAAUCAAUGAUGUACUGGCCGCCGUUCAGAACAUGCAGACAAGCUCAUACCUUCGAGAUCUACCAACUGCCGCCAAUGCAUCAUAUGAUUCCUAUUCCGGAGAACCGGAGUCGCAGUGUCUUUCAGGAACAAGGGUCGACCUUCUUCAGACGAUUGAAGACUGGGCUGACAAUCCUAAUGGGAGACCCUUGUUUUGGCUGAAUGGGAUGGCUGGCACUGGGAAGUCAACCAUUUCGCGGACUGUUUCCAAGAUUAUGAAUAAACGCGGACUGUUAGGUGCAAGCUUCUUUUUUAAGAGGGGCGAAACUGAUCGUGGAAACUCGGCAAUGUUGUGUCCAACACUACUGCACCAGCUAGUAAGGGUACUGCCCCAGUUGAACGCAGGUCUCGGGGAUGCGGUAAAGUCCGCCAGGGCAACUAUACCUAUACAGUUUGAAGAGCUCCUUUUCAAACCUCUUGCCAAUGUCAACAUGAGUAACGGCCAGAGGUUCCCACUGAUUGUUGUGAUAGAUGCUUUGGAUGAGUGCGUGGACCUGAAAAACAUCCAAUUCUUACUCCAACUUCUGCCACGCCUUCGUGGUAGAGGUUCCUCUGUGGAACUAAGGUUCUUUCUAACAAGUCGGCCGGAAAUUGCAAUCAAUCUGGGGUUCAAGAAUGAGGAGGUCUCGGACCAACACCAAGACGCCAUCUUACAUGACAUCAAGGAGUCUGUUGUCAGGAAUGAUAUCGCGAUAUUCUUCAAUCACAACUUACCUACCAUCCGGAAUGAAAGAGGGUUGGAAAAGAAUUGGCCCGGGGAAGAGAACAUCCAAAAACUUAUUGGACUGGCUGUGCCUUUGUUCAUUUUUGCAGCUACCAUCUGCCGACUCUUUCAAGAUUCUUGUUGGCACCCGAUUGACUCUUUGAACAAAAUCCUGGAACAUCGAGAGGAGGAAUCACGACUGGUUACUACCUACGCAACCGUCGUCGAAGGUUUACUUCAAAAUCAAGAUGUCAACAAACAAGCACAACUAGUAGGAGAAACACAGGAGGUGGUUGGUGCCAUUGUGAUCCUCGAGGACCCGCUUGCAGUCUUGCCACUCUCGGAUCUUAUCCGACAACCAAAGACUACUGUUCAGGUCAGAGUUGAGUCGCUCCCCUCCGUGCUUAAAGUUCCCAGUCGGCCUGAUCAACCGGUGAAACUCUUCCACAAAUCAUUUCGGGAUUUCAUUCUCGAUCCGAAGACGCGCGAUAAAAAUCGAUUCUGGGUCGAUGAAACGGAGAUGAACAAAAGAAUGGCAUACAACUGCAUUCGAGUGAUGGAGAGGAAGAAGCGGGGGCUUCGGAAAAAUAUAUGUGGCCUCAAGAGCUAUGAAAUUUUGAGAGAAGAGAUUGAUGAUGGCGUCGUCCAGAAACAGUUUCCAGCUGAGCUCCAGUAUGCGUGCCGACAUUGGGUCCGCCAUCUAGAACAAGGAAAGGUCGCCCUGACCGGCCACGACACAGUACACCAAUUUCUUCAACAACAUUUUCUUCAUUGGCUCGAAGCAAUGGCCAUUCUAGGGUUUUUGCCACAGCUUUUGGGCAGUAUCGAUAGACUGCAGUCUCUUGUAAAGAGCCAAAACGAGUCCGAGAUAACAACGUUCCUCUACGACGCAAAGCGCUUUCUCUUGGCAAACAUAAGGAUCGCUGAACAAGCACCUCUACAGCUAUAUUCCUCAGCGCUGGUAUUUGCUCCAAACAGAUCCAUCAUUAGGCGCACUUUCGAAAAGGAUCGUAUUAGUUGUAUUUCCCAACUUCCCUCAGUGGAAUCCGACUGGGGAGCCACGUUGCAGACCAUUGAAGAUCCAGAUGGUAGUGAUUUUGCAGCACUUGCAGUGUCACCGGAUGAUCGUGUGAUAGCUACAGGCUCAUCUGGAGGAAAUGUUCAUUUGUGGAGGCAGGUAUCGGGCCCAGUAAGUCUUCAACAGACGCUUAGACACUGUGAUUACAGCGAAAUCAGUUGUGUCGCAUUUUCCCCCAAUGGGAAGCUUUUAGCAUCGGCGUCUGAUGAUGGUCUUAUCAGGCUAUGGAAUAUCUCAUCCGGACUAGCUCUCUUGCAAAGUGAACUCAACACAGUUAACAACGAACAUAGAUCUUUGGCUUUUUCACCUGACAGUGAUAUAUUAGCCUUGGCCAGAACAUCUGACGAGGUCCAGUUGUUGGACCUAGAUGGCUUCACAAUACGGGAAACAUUCGAAGGAACUGCCCCAUUCGCAUUCUCUUCUGGUAAUAUGUUUCUUCUUACGGAUCGGGAUCAGAGAACGAUGAGGGUGUUGAAUGUGAAGUCGGGUACCAUUCAAAGUAAUCUCAUAGGACAUUCUGGUAAGGUCGAGUCGGCAGCAUUCUCACCCGACGGCUCCCUGUUAGUUUCACGUGACCGGUCUGAUAUCAAACUGUGGGAUGUGGAAACUGGAAGACAAGAAAAGAAUUUCCCAGAGAGGAUUCAUGCUCCCAGAAAUGUUGAGUUCUCAGCAAACGGUCGUUUCAUCGGGUCGAUCUCUGAGAAUGGUACAAUAAAGCUUCGGGAUAUUGCCUCGGGCGACACGAUGGUGACCUUAGAAGGACACUCAACCUUAGAAGGAGAGUCAGACAUCGAAUAUCUGGCCCUAUUCUCCGACAGUAAAAUGCUGGUUUCGGCCGAUUCCACAUACAUGAAACUGUGGGAUUUAUCUUCACGCGUGAACCACCACGAAGGCAGACCUAUUCCAACAGACAUUGAAUAUUUGCUGCUUUCGGCCGGAAAAGGUACAAUUGCUUCACAAAGCUACGAUGGAAUAUGUUUGUGGGAUAUAGAAAUGGGGAAACCAUGUUUGUUGCCGGAUGUGAAUGAAUGGGAUGGGGACGGACGUUACAGUGGUACGAUGUCCUUCUCGCCGGACGGCAGUAUGUUAUCAUCUGGGUCUAGCACUGGAAUUAUUCGACUAUGGGAUCUACCACCUAGAAGAAUCAUGAGCUCGUUCCAUGGCCAUGAAGACCGGAUUCAUUGCACAGCGAUCUCAUUCGAUCUGAAAUCAAUGGCUUCAGGCUCAUCGGACGGCACAGUUCGAUUAUGGGACAUAAAGUCCGUUAGAUGCAUCCAUGUGUUGCAAAACAGCUCUGGCGAAGACCCCGAAUCAGUUGCAUUCUCGCAGAGUAAUAGGCUAUUAGUUGCUGGUUACUCGGACGGUACUGUCCGGAUAUGGGAAACAGCAUCAGGGACACUGCAAAAGGCCUUCCGAUAUGAUAAUGACACAGACCUCGGUACCUUGAUGCAUGUUAUUGAUGAUAAUAUUAUUACAACUCAUCUAUCAUUCUCUGAAGAUGGAAGUUAUCUGGCGACAAAUGAAAAGGGAUUUCACAUCAACAUCGAUGAGAGAAAUGGAGCGAUCACGUCUUCUCCAUGCAUGAAAGUCAAACACAACGAGGAGUGGGAUUGGAUUCAAUGGGAAGGACAAGAUGUGUUAUGGCUUCCUCCUGAAUACCGUCCAGCAAGCCGAUUAUGCAAAGUAAUGUGGGAUAAUGCGUUUGCUAUGGGGACGGACUCUGGUAGUGUGCUAAUCUUCCGAUUCAACGGUUCUCCAGAUGAUGAUCUGCAUCCUGUGUGUGAUUGA
This is a messenger RNA of Aspergillus sclerotioniger CBS 115572, 4320 nucleotides long. Its product is annotated as WD40 repeat domain-containing protein. Gene Ontology annotation, molecular function: protein binding. Bases 1 to 4320 code for a protein of 1439 amino acids. The record is from RefSeq and is a predicted model, not a curated record. NCBI's taxonomy places the organism in Eukaryota, Fungi, Ascomycota, Eurotiomycetes, Eurotiales, Aspergillaceae. The transcript has 5 exons.